Messenger RNA from Pangasianodon hypophthalmus (striped catfish), 1166 nucleotides. RefSeq names its product calcitonin/calcitonin-related polypeptide, alpha (gene calca). The coding region runs from base 174 to 554 and encodes 126 amino acids. Gene Ontology annotation, molecular function: hormone activity; calcitonin receptor binding. The transcript has 5 exons. The record is from RefSeq and is a predicted model, not a curated record. Gene Ontology annotation, cellular component: extracellular region. NCBI's taxonomy places the organism in Eukaryota, Metazoa, Chordata, Actinopteri, Siluriformes, Pangasiidae.
CAAUAGUGGGAGCCUAAUGGUGGGUAUAUAGGCAGCCGUCUUGCAGCUGAAUGCAACAGACUCUAAAUCUCAUCAACUUGAAUUAACCCUUCGAUUUGCAACCAUCAACCAUUUUCUACAUUCAGCGAGCUGUAACAUUACCAGAAAAGCUUCAUUCCUUGCUACAGUGCACCAUGGUUAUGCUGAAGAUCUCUGCUUUCUUCGUUGCCUACGCUUUGAUUAUCUGUCAGAUGUACAGCUCAAAUGCAGCACCGUCCAGGCCUGCUCUGGAGCCCUCGCCAGACGAAGCCAUGCUCUCUGACUAUGAGGCGAGGCGGUUGCUAAAUGCGUUUAUCAAAGAGUUUGUGCAGAUGACUGCAGAAGACCUUGAUCAUCAGGAGACUGAGGAGAACAGCGUUACAGCACAGAAGCGAGCCUGUAACACAGCCACAUGUGUGACCCAUCGCUUGGCAGAUUUCCUGAACCGCUCAGGAGGAAUCGGAAGCAGCAAGUUUGUCCCAACCAACGUUGGAUCGCAUGCGUUUGGCCGGCGAAGGAGACUUAGUCAAGAGUAGACAAUGUCUUAGCAAUAUGGUCACCAGGCUAUACAUUUACAGCUCUCUGCCAUGCCAUGAUCAAGAGAGAAAAGAAAAAAAAUCAACAUGUGCAUUGAGAUCCCUGGGAAUGGACAUCAUUUCACUCAUCAUCUGAAUGGAUUCCUGUUGACUGCAUUGAUCUGUAAAACCCAACAGCCCAUUCUCAAACUGUUAUUGUUUGGCUCUCUAAAAAAAAAAGAAAGAAAAGGUUAAAAAAGCAAGAAAACAUUAGCAUCCAUUUAAAAGUGGUUAUGCUCAUUUUCCAAUCCAUUUUAAAAAAAAUGGAGGGAGAGUGAUGAGAAUGAUUGUUCAUUCUUUAUUGUCAACAGAGAGCACAUCGUGUGUACAGUACGCUGUGGCCCAUGUUCCUCUGCUGCACGUCGCAGUAUUGUGGGGAUGAAAUUAAAGCAGUGCCUUUAAAAAGGCUUCCCUGACUUAUGGACGUGUCUCGUGCCUUGAUGUAAAUCCACUUUACAUGCCGCUAUUGUACAGAAUGUCUAAUGCAGAAAGAGGGAGUUGCAAUCAAUGAUAAUGACAAAAUUGUAACAAAUGUGAAUCUGAGCAAGAUUAAAAUGUAUUUUAGAUACAUAA